UAUCUCUGAAGGGCAUUUUAAGUGUGGGAGGUUUCUUACUUGACCUCAGCUAAACAUUUGAAAACGGAACUCAAGUUGAGUUGGAGCUGAGGUUGUUUCCACACGAACAGAUAAUCUCGUUCAGAUUACGCAAGGGAGAUGGCAGCCCUACGGACGGCACUCCACGGACGGCUGAUUCAAGCCCUUCCCUUUUCUUUUGGGUCCCUGCGGUUUGCCAGCUCCUUUAAGUUCAGCGCCUCGACUGACUCUGCAUCAGAUCUUGUUAUCGAACGCAGCGCAGCAUGCAAGCCAAAGCCCGACCCCUCCACCCUGGUGUUUGGCAAACACUUCUCCGACCACAUGUUGACCAUCAACUGGUCGGAGAAGGACGGCUGGGAGGACCCUCAAAUCAAACCUUUCCAGAACCUGUCGCUGCACCCUGCCACCUCUGCCCUGCACUACUCCAUAGAGCUGUUUGAAGGCAUGAAGGCGUUCCGUGGAGUCGACAACCACAUCCGUCUGUUCAGACCCAUGCUGAACAUGGAGAGGAUGCAUCGAAGCGCUGAAAGGAGCUGCCUUCCUUUGUUUGAUAAAGGUGAACUGCUGGAGUGUAUCAGGAAGCUGGUGGAGAUUGACCAGGAGUGGGUUCCCUACUCCCAGAAUGCUAGCCUCUACAUCAGACCCACCUUCAUAGGAACUGAGCCAUCCCUUGGCGUGUCUCGAGCAGGAAAAGCUAUGAUCUUUGUCAUCAUCGGACCAGUGGGACCUUACUUUGCCACAGGGUCCUUCAACCCUGUUUCUCUGAUGGCGGACCCUUCAUAUGUCAGGGCUUGGAAAGGAGGCGUCGGGGCAUAUAAGAUGGGAGGCAACUACGGUCCUACGAUAGCAGUGCAGAACGAGGCGAUAAAGAAGGGCUGUCAGCAGGUCCUGUGGCUGUAUGGCGAGCAGGAGGAGAUCACAGAGGUCGGCACCAUGAACCUCUUCAUCUACUGGACCAAUGAGAAAGGAGAGAGAGAGUUGGUGACCCCACCUCUGGAUGGCAUCAUACUCCCAGGAGUCACCAGACAGGCUCUGCUGGACCUAGCCAGAGGCUGGGGUGACUUUAAGGUGACCGAGCGCACAAUGGGCAUGAAGGAACUGCUGAGAGCUCUGGAUGCUGGGAGGAUCCUGGAGAUGUUUGGAUCCGGGACAGCCUGUGUCGUCUGUCCUGUUGGCAGCCUCCUCUACAAAGGGAAGACAUACCAGAUCCCAACGAUGCAGAAUGGUCCGGAUCUGGCAAAGAGGUUCCACAAAGAGCUUACUGAUAUUCAGUACGGACGCAAACCAAGUGAGUGGACACCGUUGGUUGUUUAAACGGCCAUAUUGCACAUGCCAGUUGCAUCAACAGUUAGUCCCAUUAUUUCACUUUGGAAGACCAGCGGCCCCCAUCUCAAGCCACUAAUGCACUCCUGCUUUGUUACCAACCGAGCAGACAGGUUGGUUGGGGGUUGGAAUGUAAAACUGCUCGCUUUGGACGGCAAUAUUAACAAUGAUAUGCAAUGUUUUGACUUGACACAAUCCUUAACCUUGAGGUAUGUACUACAAAGCAGGAAGUACAGUUGUCACUGUAAGUGGCGGGGGAAGCAAGCAACCAGCCAGAUGAUACAAAUUGAUCAAAAUAUAAAGAUGAGAUGUGCCUGGUGGUGAUUUCUACUUGACCAGCAUGAGUGCAUUCAAAUCUCUAAUCGGGUAAAUUCUCCAAUCAAGUGUUUGUCGUUCCUUCCCUGUGAGGACAACACUCGUAGUUGAUAGCACAAUCAUUAAUUUUCAUCAACAAUUUCAUUCUGGUAUUAACAAACUGAUAUGAAAUAUUUGCAAUACUAAAGCAGCUACGUAUUUGGUGUGUAGGACUUAACAGAUAAAUUAGACAGUUAACCUCUGGGCAGAAUGCAUUUCUGAAUUACUGUUUCUCAACAAAUGUAUUGAAAUGUAUUUCACAACAGAUAAAAAAUUGUAUUAACAAUAACAUGUACUACUAGCAACAACCAGUGGUGUUUUCUGCAAAAUCUUUAACGGUUACGUGUUAAAGGUACCUGUAAAAGCACAUCAUAGGAUAUGUGUUGUUACUGUCGUGUACAUGAUGAUCCGAGUACUGCCGUAGCUUUUAUGGGGCCAUGUCACUUUGACACCAGAGUUUGCACAGACCUUGUUUCAAUGUCAGAUAUGUAUCUGAGCCUGACUCCUCUUUCAGAGAGGAAACAUGAGCGGCUUUUAUGUUGGUUUUGUUUGUUAAGAAUAGCACAACACAAGAACUAAAGAUUGAGAUUAAAAAAGGCGAGGUGUGAAGUGAACUUCAGCACGCACAAAUGGUAGGACGACCGAAGGCCUACACGCUCUAGAAGAGGACUGAUCAAUGCUCGCAGUUACUCCUGCACUAGUCUGUGUGUAAUCAUUAAGACAAUGUAUAGUAACAACUAGUGUUGUUGUUUAGAGGUCUUUAAAUUAUAUUUGUCCUUGUUUUGAUGUGAAAUUCGGUAGAAGGUCUUCCAAAGUACUUGACUGUGGCUGUUUUUCUGUAUUCUCAGCUUCAUGUCCUCCUUUUUACUCCCUUUAAAUGUAUUUUUGUUCUUACUCUCUGUGUAAGUGCCUAACCUCUGUCAGCUUGUCCUUCUGUGCAUCUUCAGCUGCGGUUUUGUUUUUCCCAAUUUGUGCACUAGGGGACGAGGCUGGAUUCUUUAAGUAAUGUCAGUUUAGGGUUUUAUUUUAGAGUGUGCUGUUACCUUUCCAAGACACAAUAAACAAAAGAUCAGUAAAGCUUA
This is a messenger RNA of Micropterus dolomieu (smallmouth bass), 2777 nucleotides long. It is a transcript of the gene bcat2, whose product is annotated as branched chain amino-acid transaminase 2, mitochondrial. Gene Ontology annotation, cellular component: mitochondrion. Gene Ontology annotation, biological process: L-valine biosynthetic process; L-leucine biosynthetic process. Lineage: Eukaryota; Metazoa; Chordata; Actinopteri; Centrarchiformes; Centrarchidae. Bases 139 to 1332 code for a protein of 397 amino acids. The record is from RefSeq and is a predicted model, not a curated record. Gene Ontology annotation, molecular function: branched-chain-amino-acid:2-oxoglutarate transaminase activity. The transcript is spliced from 12 exons.